Naegleria gruberi is the source of this 1794-nucleotide messenger RNA. RefSeq lists its product as uncharacterized. The transcript is spliced from 2 exons. NCBI's taxonomy places the organism in Eukaryota, Heterolobosea, Eutetramitea, Acrasida, Naegleriidae. The coding region runs from base 1 to 1794 and encodes 597 amino acids. Gene Ontology annotation, molecular function: protein binding. The record is from RefSeq and is a predicted model, not a curated record.
AUGGCGCCAAAAAAAAUGGUGAAAAAAAGAAAAGAAGAAAAAUCACAAAAAACACUUGCUUCAUAUUUUGGCACAGCAAAAACUAUCAACAAUCCAGCAUCGUCAAGCCGAGACUCUGUGAGCAACACAACCAAUAACAACAAUGCUAACAAUAGGUCAUCUUCAUCCACAUCAUCAACUUCAACCAUUAAACGAAAAUCGCUAGAUUCCUCUCUAACAAAAUCUCCAUCAUCAGCCAAGAGGAAAAUAAUUGAUGAUCCAAUAGAAGUUGAUGAUGAAGAUGAUGAUAUUUUAAUGUUAGGAAACAAUGAUUAUCACUUUAAACCACUCUCUAGUACUUUUAAUGUGGUGAGAAAGAUUUCAAGUGCUCCUAAAAGUACUCAAAUUGCUUCACUUGCCUUUACACCUGUGGGUUGUACUUGUGUUUAUCCGUACCAUUCACAUUAUUCACAUGAUCAGAUUUAUCAACAUGCUAUUAGAAAAGCACAACCUCCAACAACAUCACAACUCUUUUAUCGUAAAUUGACAGGUAUUCCCUUGUCUAAACAUGUGGGACAGGUUUACGAAAGACAGGAAACUCAAAAUUGGUUCAAGAACAAACCAUCAGAAUUGGCUAGAUUGGUAGAUAUGGCAGACACACAAGCUACAGAAUAUGUUACUUGUAUGGAUGUUUGUGGAAAUUCAAUGGUAUAUGGAACACAUAAGGGAAAUGUAACAAUGUGUAGUUUUGUAGAUAGAGAACGAUAUUUCAGGCAUUCAUUCUAUGAUGCAAGGAUUUCAAAUGUAAGAAUUAACCCUUACUUUUCAGAUGAGCUUUCAGUUUCAACACUUUCAUCCUACACAGGAGCUCUUUGCUUAUUUGACAUGACAACAGGAAAAAUCAAGAGUACUGUUCUAAAUGAUAGUGUACUAGAUUUUGAAAAUAGGGAUAUGAAUACUUUGAUAUUAUCAAAAAAGAGUGGUAAACUAGAUAUCAUUGAUGUAAGGACAAAAAAUACUAAGAAAAUUCCAGUUAAUGUGCCAAUGACCAGUUCAAGCAGUGCUGCCAGUACCACUACUGCUUCUAAUACUGCAAACAGCUCAAUUCCAAAAACUACAGCACAGGGAGUUAGUGUUUUGGUUCCUAAAAAGAGUGCAAAAAAGAAAACAACCAUUCACAAUACUUCUGCUCCCAUGUUUUAUUCUGAUCCUUUUGAUUGCAUUUCUAUUGAUAAGAAUGAUUCAAAUUACAUUUAUGCAUCAUCCUUUCAUAGUAUGGAUCUCAAAAUUUUUGAUAUCAGAAAGAGUAUGAACGACUCAGUUAGGAGCAUUAAUGUUUCGUCUAGCGUUCAAGAGCUGAACAAUAGACUUGAAAAAUCAAUUAUCAAUCUUGAACUACCUGUACAUCCUUCUAUUAAUAAUGAAUUCCGAACUGAAACAGGUCUCCAAAUAACUGAGGUAACUCAAUUAUUUAGAGGUCCUAAGCAAAAAUUUGCUGCAAGUAGUAGUGCUCCUUCAAAGGGCAUUAAGUCAUUUGGUACAACAAAGAGUGGAUAUAUUCACUUCUUGACUACGAGUGGUGGAGUUGGUUUAUUGGAUCCUUUAACUAGGAGAGUAAGCAAAUUUUAUGAAGACUCACGAUCAUUUAGCUUGGGUUCUUUCAAUCAGAAAGGUGAUGUGAUAGAGAGUGAUAAUGGAUUAUUUGUGUUAGCUCCAUACGGCACUUCUGUAGCUGUAUUGGAUUGGAGUAGACCAAAUAUUUGUGAAUGGGAAACUGUUGAUAAUGUACAUGUAAAAACAACAUCUCACAAGUAA